CAAGCGCCGACCUGUAGGUCGUUUUUCUGACUCCCUGAGUUCGAACUCUGGUAUUCGUUCCGCCAUGCCUGACCCAGUGCGCGUCUUGGUCACAGGGGCCGCCGGCCAAAUAGGGUACUCCCUCGUACCCCUGAUUGCUAGGGGCCAUUUAUUGGGACCAGAUCAGCCCGUCAUUUUGCACCUUUUGGAUAUCCCAGCAGCCGUGCAGUCUCUUGAAGGACUCGAGAUGGAGCUGUUGGACGGCGCGUUUCCUCUCCUGCGAGGAAUUGUAGCAACAACAGACAUCUUACACGGGGCGGCUGGCGUGAAGGUGGCAGUGAUGCUUGGCGGGUUUCCUCGGAAAGAAGGCAUGGAGCGCAAGGACGUGAUGGCCAAGAAUGUCACAAUCUAUAAAACCCAGGCCACUGCAUUGGAGGCGCACGCUGACAACGACGUGAAGGUGGUUGUGGUUGCUAAUCCAGCAAACACGAAUGCGCUCAUCUUGAAGGAGCAUGCCCCGAAGAUCCCCAGCAAGAACAUUACCUGUUUGACCAGGCUGGACCACAACAGGGCAGUUGCGCAGAUUGCACAUCGUGCUGGGUUGCCUGUUCCGAAUGUAAGAAAUGUGAUCAUUUGGGGCAACCACUCUUCCACUCAAUACCCAGAUGUGAACCAUGGUAUUGUGAAGACUUUGGACGGGUCGAAGAAACCCAUUAGAGAGGUUAUAAAGGAUGAUGCAUGGCUGAAUGGUGAUUUCAUCAAGACUGUUCAGCAGCGUGGAGCAGAGGUCAUCCGAUUGAGGAAAUUUUCCAGUGCUCUUUCUGCUGCCAAUGCCGUCUGCGACCAUGUGUACAACUGGGUCAGGGGAACACCAGAGGGCCAGUGGGUGUCCAUGGGAGUUUCCUCAGAUGGAUCAUAUGGUGUUCCUGUUGGUCUUAUGUUCUCCUUCCCCGUCAAGACUAGGAAAGGGGAAUGGGAAAUUGUGAAAGGUCUGAAGAUCGACGCCUUCUCCAAAGAGAAAUUGGACGCGACGACGGCUGAGCUUGUUGAGGAAAAGGCGCUUGCAGAUUCCAUCAUCAAGGGAAGUUCUCAAUAGAGCAUCUCCCCAGUGUCGUUUGGCAUAUCCGUUAAAACUUAAAAUUGGAACAAUACAGAGAACGAAGAUUAGCAGCAUGGCCCCUGCGCUUUCAAGGAUGACAUGGAAUUGCAUAAAAGAGCAGCUUCCUAAUGACUAAGGCUGUUGCAGAAAAAAAGGCCUCUGCACUGCUUGCAGACUAUUAUUGUCAGACAAAUCUGUCAGAGCUUGGAACUUUGGGUACAUCCCUCAACUGUCGAAGAAUAGCUUUGUGUAUGUAGUAAGUACUGUUGAAGAAUAGCUUUGGGUAUGUACUAUGUACUGUUGAAGAAUAGCUUUUGGGUACCAGCUGGGCUAGCUCAGUUGGUUACAUCCCUGAACUGUUGAAAUGUAGACCUGAGUUCAAACUCCAGUGGAAGCAGAUUAGUAAAAUACCCAGGGCUGU
Chara braunii is the source of this 1499-nucleotide messenger RNA. NCBI's taxonomy places the organism in Eukaryota, Viridiplantae, Streptophyta, Charophyceae, Charales, Characeae. The record is from the annotation of a GenBank genome assembly.